This is a messenger RNA of Siniperca chuatsi (mandarin fish), 8681 nucleotides long. Its product is annotated as membrane-associated phosphatidylinositol transfer protein 2-like. Gene Ontology annotation, cellular component: cytoplasm. Gene Ontology annotation, biological process: phospholipid transport. Lineage: Eukaryota; Metazoa; Chordata; Actinopteri; Centrarchiformes; Sinipercidae. The coding region runs from base 871 to 5403 and encodes 1510 amino acids. The transcript has 26 exons. The record is from RefSeq and is a predicted model, not a curated record. Gene Ontology annotation, molecular function: phosphatidylinositol binding; phosphatidylcholine intramembrane carrier activity; phosphatidylcholine binding.
AUUUCGAAAACUGUACCGGAAACUUCGUUGGACUCGGGUUAACUUGGCAGUAUUUUGUGUCGUGCCUGAAAGGACUGUUAAGUCUUGCAGCGGUUCAGACUUGAGGAGUGACAACUUAACGAUGGUGAGUGCACUUCAUCGGUUUGCUCUUCGCUCUUCCCGGUUCUCUGGACGGAGGCGGCAGCUGCUGGGCUGAGCUCACAGCCGUUUCAUUUUCCUCGGCAGGACGAGCCCGACUGCCAACUCCUGCGAGGGUAGCUUGGAUAUUCAAGGACAUUUUAACGUUACCAUAGCUACUUUGGCCUUUUCUGUCGAUUGAGGAAAUCCAACGUGUGCUUCUACGGCGCAAUGAUGUGGACAAACUCUGUAAACAUGGGCAAAAACGGCGGCUGAUAUCAUGUAACACACUCCCGAGUUGAUGAUGUUUCUCUACGCGUCAUCUUUACAUGUUGUACCCGCACCCCUUCCUCUGCUGAAGGGCUGACCACACGGCGACGUUAAGGAAAUCAGUUGCUGACUUUCAAUGCGUUCAUCUCAAUUAUGGCAUCGCUUCCAGACCUCAUCAAGUCGGCGGCUGCUUCGUGCUGAAAGAAAGCCGCGUUUCUGGUGAAAGUAGUGACCCUAAAAGGCGGAGAAAGGCCGAUGAACUUUGAAAUUUGCUGAGUGCUGGAGUGUGGUGAAGCCAGAGGUGCAUCACUGGUGUGCAUCAGGUCCAGGAACCAUCAAUGUGGACUUCAGCUGGUGAUUUGACAAGUCACAUAUAGGAGCCCCCCGAGUCUCUCCUGUCCCCUCUCCCCCUCCUUUCCCUCUGUCCCUGUCUCCUCCCUUCCCUUGUCAAUCUGAUCCCCCUUUCCUCCUCCAAGAUUCACCAUGCUUAUCAAGGAGUACCGCAUCCCCAUGCCCAUGAGUGUGGAGGAGUACCGCAUCGCCCAGCUCUAUAUGAUCCAGAAAAAGAGCAGAGAAGAGAGCUGUGGUGAAGGUAGCGGAGUGGAGAUCCUAGAGAAUAAGCCCUACACAGAUGGACCGGGUGGGGCGGGCCAGUACACCCACAAGGUCUACCACAUUGGCAUGCACAUUCCCAGCUGGUUCCGCUCCAUUUUGCCCAAAGCAGCACUGAGAGUUGAAGAGGAGUCCUGGAACGCCUACCCUUACACCCGCACCAGAUACACCUGUCCCUUUGUUGAGAAGUUCUCCAUUGACAUUGAGACCUACUACCAACCCGACACAGGCAACCAAGCAGAUGUCUUCAACAUGUCGGCAGCAGAGAAGAGGCAAAGGACUAUUGACCCAAUCGACAUUGUGACGGAGCCCAUUCUCCCUCAUGAGUACAAAGCAGAGGAGGACACACGGCUCUACAAGUCAGUCAAGACCCAGAGGGGUCCUCUGAGGGACGACUGGAUAGAAGAGUACAACAAUAACCCAGGGAAGACCCCCAUCAUGUGCGCCUACAAACUCUGCAAGGUGGAGUUCCGCUACUGGGGCAUGCAGUCUAAGAUUGAACGCUUCAUCCAUGAUGUUGGACUGAGAAAGGUGAUGGUGCGUGCCCACCGGCAGGCCUGGUGCUGGCAGGAUGAGUGGUAUGGUCUGACCAUGGAGGACAUCCGGCAGCUGGAACUGGAAACCCAGCUGGCCCUGGCCACAAAGAUGGCCCAGUUCAGUCAGGCAGAUGAGACCACAGACGGAGGUGCUCCGUCUCCGGACAAAGACCAGGAGGUUAAAGAGGCGAUCAACUCUAUUGAAGCUGAGGAGGUGGUUGUCAGCUCAGGAGGAGAGACUCUCCAGCCACGAGGUGUACUCACCAAGCAGUGGUCCACUUCAUCCCGAUCCUCCCGCUCAUCCAAGAGAGGAGUGAGCCCAUCACGUCACAGCAUCUCAGAGUGGAGGAUGCAGAGCAUAGCGCGAGACUCAGAUGACAGCUCGGAUGAGGAGUUCUUUGACGCUCAUGAGGAUCUCUCAGACGGCGAGGAGGCCCUCCCAAAGGAAAUGACCAAGUGGAACUCCAACGACCUCAUGGACAAGACUGAUGCUGCAGACACAGAGGAAACGCCUGGUGAGCUGUUCAAGGAAAUGACCAUGGAUUAUGAAAGAGCAACCAGUGAGGAAAGACUAGACGAGAUGCGUGGCUCUGUUAGCAGCCAAGCCGAUAACUCUCCCAUUCCCACCAUCACGGUAACAAGGCACCAGUCAGAGAACUUGUCCCAGCAGUGUCUGCAGCCUUCCAAGAUCCAUGUGCUGAUCUUGGUUCUGCACGGAGGGAACAUCCUGGAUACAGGCGGAGGGGACCAGAACAGCAAGCAGGCCGACGUCAACACAAUUAGUACGGCUUUUGAAACAGUCAUGCGUGUUCACUACCCCGCUGCGCUUGGACGCAUCGCCAUCCGCUUGGUACCCUGCCCUGCCAUCUGUGCCGAGGCCUUCUCCCUGGUGUCCAACCUUAGCCCAUACAGCUACGAUGAGGGUUGUCUGUCCAGCAGCCAGGACCACAUCCCCCUGGCAGCUCUCCCCCUCCUGGCCACCUCUGCUCCACAGUACCAGGAGGCCAUGGCCACUGUCAUCGUCAGAGCCAACCAGGUGUAUGCAGACUUCAUAAAGUCUCUGGACGGGGCAGCCUUCUCCGGCCAGGUAUGCCUCAUUGGGGACUGUGUGGGAGGAAUCUUGGGAUUUGAUGCACUGUGCAGUAGCAAUCAGACAAUUAAUGAAAGCCAGAACAGCAGUCGCAGAGACAGUGUCGUCAGUGUACAGGACCAGGACCUCCUUGCUCCUGGCAUCAUUGUCAACAGCGGGCACGGGUCAGCCUCUCCGACCCUGGAGGGCAGCCGUCACCUUAGUCGCAGUAACAUCGACAUCCCUCGUGCUGGCACAGGUGACGACACCAAGAGACAACUGCCGCGCAAGAGAAGUGACUCCUCCACCUACGAACUGGACACAAUAAAACAACACCAGGCCUUCCUGUCCAGGUGUGUUGACAAAAAUCCUUACCUGGGUGAUAAAAAAAAAAAAGAACUCAGUCCUUGUUUUUUUGUACUGUCAGAGUGUGAUUUAUUUUUAGUUCCACAUGAGGAAAUGACUUUGUGCUGUCCUUCCAGCUUACACUCCAGUGUCUUGCGGAACGACACAGUCUCACGCAGGUCGAGCAGCAGCACUAUGCUGGAUGGAGGCUCCCUGGGGAAAUUUGACUUUGAGGUGUCUGACUUUUUCUUGUUUGGCUCUCCACUUGGCUUGGUACUCGCCCUGAGAAAGACUGUUAUUCCUAUGCUGGAUGUGGCCCAGCUGCGGCCUGCCUGUCAACAGGUCUAUAACCUGUUCCACCCAGCCGAUCCCUCAGCCUCCCGCCUGGAGCCUCUACUGGAGAGGAAAUUUCACCUUCUACCUCCCUUCAAUGUGCCCCGUUACCAACGCUUUCCCCUGGGAGAUGGAAACUCUGCCCUACUGGUGGAGACAGUCCAGAGCAACUCUCAGCUGCUACUUGACAGUGGGCCUCCCCUGUCCUUUCGCUGUCAGGAGACCAUCAGUGAGACCUGCAUCCCUGUGCCUGUGCUAAACUGGCAGGAGGGCUCCCUCAAAGCCACACCCGCCACUAUGGAGUCGGAUGUUGUUCAGUCUCAUGGUGGUGUCUUCAUGGACAGUUCGUACCCCUCAUCCCCCGUUACGGGCCCCCUCUCCCGGGGCCAGCGGAGGGCCAGUGAGGUCAGCAUUGCCAGCCAGGUCUCAGGAAUGGCAGACAGUUACACUGCCACCAACAUAGCCAACACCAAAUCAUGCCAAAUUAACCAGUCCAAAAAGUUUGGCCUUUUGUCCCAACUCGCCCUAUCAUCACAAAACAAAUUCUUCCUGAAAAGUCCCCCUAAGUUCCGUAAGAAAGCAGCGGCUGCCCAGUCCGCAGGAUCUCCUGAUGCAGGUCUAGUGGCAGAGCUGGAUGGUGAGGCAGAGACUAGUGAAGGGCUAAGUCCCAUUGGUCAGUACGAGAACUGCCUGUCAGCCGGGCUGGACUGUGCUAUAUCUGAUCUGGUCUCACUGGACUCCCAGGCUGAAGUGGAGCAAGUUGCAGCACGUUGGUGGGGCACAAAGCGGCUGGACUUUGCCCUGUACUGUCCCGAUGCUCUGACCGCUUUCCCCACAGUGGCUUUACCGCACCUCUUCCACGCAUCAUACUGGGAGUCCACUGAUGUUGUGUCAUUUCUCCUGAGACAGGUCAUGAGGCAUGAAAACUCUAGCAUCCUGGAGCUCGAUGGGAAAGAAGUGUCUGAAUUCACCCCCUCCAAACCUCGAGAGAAGUGGCUCCGCAAGAGGACUCAUGUGAAGAUCAGGAACGUGACUGCCAACCACCGUGUAAAUGACGCAGUGUUCACAGAAGACUCCCAGCAGGUCGUGACAGGUCGCUUCAUGUACGGCCCUCUGGACAUGGUCACUUUGGCCGGGGAGAAGGUUGACCUCCACAUCAUGACCCAGCCUCCAUCAGGAGAAUGGGUGUACUUCAACACAGAAGUGACCAACAGUAGUGGCCGUGUGUCUUUUGUCGUCCCAGAGGACAAACGUCUGGGUAUCGGAGUCUACCCAGUCAAAAUGGUUGUGAGGGGCGACCACACAUUUGCAGACAGCUACCUGACAGUUGUCCCACGUGGCACAGAAUUUGUGGUAUUCAGCAUUGACGGGUCAUUCGCUGCCAGUGUGUCAAUUAUGGGCAGUGAUCCCAAAGUGCGGGCAGGAGCCGUGGAUGUUGUCAGGCACUGGCAGGAUUUAGGCUAUUUGAUCAUCUAUGUGACAGGACGACCAGACAUGCAGAAGCAGCGGGUAGUUGCUUGGUUGUCCCAGCACAACUUCCCUCAUGGCAUUGUCUGCUUCUGUGACGGCCUGGUCCACGACCCGCUCAGACACAAGGCCAACUUCCUCAAGACCCUGACAGAGGCUCACAUGAAGAUUUUUGCUGGCUAUGGAUCAACCAAAGACAUCUCAGUCUACACCUCCAUUGGCCUUUCUUCCUCCCAAAUAUUCAUCGUUGGUAGACCCUCCAAGAAAAUGCAGCACCAGUGCCAGUUCAUCACAGAGGGAUAUGCAGCUCAUUUGUCCCAGCUGGAGUACAACCACCGUUCUCGGCCAGCCAAGUCUAGCAGUGCACGAAUGGUGCUGCGUAAAGGCAGCUUCGGCUUGGGUGCAAACAGCGAAUUCCUGAGGAAGAGGAACCACCUGCUGCGCACCAUCUCCUCACAACCGGCCCCCAGCUCCCCAACAGGAAGCAUCCACAACAGGCCAGAACGCACGCAGAGCCAAUCAGACGGCGAGCGGCUGGAUUACACUCACAGCCACAGCCAGGGAGCAGCACAGCGCAGCAUGAGCAUCACAGCCAGCUGCUGGGGCCGCAGCAGCAGCACCAAGCUGGAACCAGGCAUUCUCAGCCCCAAAUGAGAUUAGGGAGACGAUGUGAGAGUACCUUUUGGGAAAGUGACUUAAAUAUACAGCUGCUGAGGAAGAGACUCGUGACAAUGAUAAAUGCAAAGAGUGAAAAACAGUUGGCUUGCACCAGAUGGGUAAAUGCCACAAUAAAAACAAUAGGUGCUACAAACCACUCUUUAUAAAAGUAAUGCCAGUCACACUCAACACAUAUAUUUAUGGACAGAGGAUAUGGCUAUAUUUAUAAUAAAACACACACAACUCAACAGGCAUUUCAAGAAGCAUCUUCCUGAAACAGGAACAUGCACACAAAUAGACAUAGCUUAUAUUGUAGGAAUCCAGACUGUUUCUUCUGUUUAGUGAAUAUUAUCAGUCUUGAAUACAAGGCCAGUUUUCCUCCAACAACAGGCUUUUAGAUUGGAGAUGGUUACACAUACGAGCACCCCCAUGCUGUAUACUUAAGCAAACAACACAAGUGGUUACAGACAGCUUGUAUCAGGUCCAAGUGCUGAUACUGCACUGUAACUGACUACUGUGGCCACUGCAAGCACAACAAUUACUAUAGAGAGCAACUUUGUGCAUAAGAGUUUUAAAGUUAUGUCCUUUUUUAUGUGAUAAAUUCAGAUACUUUCACGUCUGGGAGCGGAGCUGAGAACCAGGUAAAACUGGAUUGAAUGUGUUUCUUUUCUCUCUGCAAACAAAAUAAUUUAGCCAAAAUGCAUCUUUGUUAGAAUUUUUUAGGAAAAGCAUCAUCAUUUAUCAACAUUAAACAAAUGGUGGUGUUCUCUAAGCCAACUUGAAAUUAUUUGAUCAAGAGCUACUACUUGUUGCAUAUACUUCUAGCGUGUACAAACAACAAUGACUAAAUAAUGUUUCACCAAACCAUACAGUCCAGUUUUGCUUGUUUUCUAGUCGUCCCUCAGACCAAAGAAUCAUCCAAAUAUCACAUGAAGCAAACUGCGAAAUUACCCUUUAACUAUGGUUGCAGCUGAAACUGUUCCUGGGUUUUUAUAGCAUUUCACCACAUCUCACCAUACUGUGCUGCUGUACCUUCCUGAAUCAGUAAUGUAUGACCCACCUAAGGGAAAACUCCUACUACUGUACGGUUAAUGUGCCAAAGUAAACAGUAUAGAAUGAUAUGCUGUACAUGAACAGAGAGGAAAUGAUUAGGGUCUCUUGUGUAAAAAUGGAAUAGAUAGUGUAAGUAUAUAGUUGAAUGCCUUAAAAAGGCUUGUACAUAAUUGUUAUAUUACAGUGCAGAUCUGGUAUCUGGUCCACUGAAGACCAGUUUCAAGUGUCUUCUUUACUCUGGGGGUAAACACCACCUCAUUCAGGAUACACUUUAUUGAUUGAUGAUAAUAAUUAUUGUUAUUUAAAAUUAUAGAUAUUUUAAAAUGUAUUGAUUUUGUGAACAAAAUGUGUUUUAAGAUUACUUUAGCUAUAUUUUUUUCCCCUUCAAACUUAAGUUGCAGCAGCCAAAUCUCAAAGCAGCCUAGCACAGUAUUGUAUUUUUUUAUUAUUUUAUCUUGCAGAUCAUCAGAAUUGUAUCAACAGAACUACUAUCUGUCAUAUAUUGUGUUUGUUAUUAUCUAUUUUGGAAAUUUUGGAUAUAGCUUCUCUCUGGUUAUAUCUAAGCUGUAAAUGAGGCAUUGAAUGUGCUCAUAGAUAGUCCUCCUUAGGUUAAGUUCUCUUUUCUCUGUUCUGCUGCACCUUUUAGAGGAAGAAAAAUCUGCAAAUUGUAAAUUCUGUACAUUAUGCUGUCAGAAGUAGGAACACAGAGCUAAGACUUACUUUAUGCUGUUCACCAUUUAUUUCUGAAAUGGGUAAAAAUGUGUGUUUUCUUCAUUCAAAGGAUGUUUAUUUGUCCCUCUAAUAGGCAUGUACAGUACAGAGCUGACUGCAAUGGACCAACAUGGACUCAAAUGUAAGGGGAAGUGUGCAAUAUUACUCAACCACACAACAAGAUUGAACAGACUGUUGAGGGAAUGUCACGGUGCAUUGACAAUCAGUUCAACAGGAACAUAUUCUACAGACAUCACAUUGCAGAGGGAAUCUGAACACAUCUUAGCACUCAGCAAACACACACACGUGCAACAUUUGUACAGUCCAUUUUUAAAAAAGUUGAGAUUUCUCACAGGAAAGUGCCAUUGACCUGAUAAUGGUGUGAAAUAUUACAGUAGGUUUUCUCCUGUGGACAGACAUGCUCAGUCUUAACUUUGUUUUUGUCUGUGUUUCCAUUCCAACACAUGGAGGUCUAGAUGAAGUCACUUACAUUUAAAAGUGACCCCAAAAUCAAUACUGCCAGUUUAUUAGCUGGCUAUCUUAAAAAUACACAUCAUGAAGGUUACAAUGUUCACUUUUUGUUAUAACUGUUUUACAGAGGAUCAACUUGAUGGUCAUUUUGGAGGCUGUUUGUGGUGCUGUUGAAUUGUAUUGUGUUAUACUGAGAGGUGUUUCUAAAAUUGUGUCCACCCCUUUUAUAUCGAUAAGGGCAGACUUCAUUCUAGAUCACUGAGUUUACAUCCCAAUACAUAGGUACCUAUACUUUUCUUAAUCAGUACAGUUUCUCGUUUCCCUGGUGAAGAAAGAUGUAAAUACAUACUGUACUACUGUCCCUCUGCAUUUUGAACCAUUUCAGAGAUUCGGCCUGAAGCCAUAUAUACGACUCUCUCGAAAACACACAUUCAACUAAAGUUGGCAACUACUCAACCAUAUUCCUUUCCUCAGAGAUCUGAAUCACCUGGAUAUUGAAAUCCAGAGAAUGUAAAGACGAAGCGGUGCAGUUAUCUGUGAAGCUUGGAUACCUCUGGGUAGACAAUCGCUUCGAUUCUGCUACUGACACACACAUUACCAGAGGCCUUACCCUUUCUGCCUUACAUUGAGCAUUGUGUUGUGAGGCCUAGAAUGAACGCUGCUCAGUCCCGCAUUGACUUCAUGGAAAAGGAUAGACUGUUCAUGUAGACUUUACUUUGUGGAAAUGGGAAAAGGCCAUAUUUUCUUAAAAGGCUUUGGCUUGUUUUCACUUCAAAGGAAAUGUGCAAAGGAGAAAUCUAUUUGACAUAUUUCACCAACAAUAGGCAGUCCAUCACUGUCUCAAGCUCUGUUCCCUGGGUUAAUGCAAUGCCACAACUGUUACACAAACAGUUAGCAUUCAUAGACUGUAUAUAUACACAACAUACCAUGGUAAAUAUUUUCAUUGUACAGGGUGUGAAUCAUGUAGAUUUUGGAUAACUUCAUUUUAUCCAUUCCCUUGUGUUUUUAUGUACAGUGUAUAAAGAACAUAUAAAGAACAA